GAGGAUGAGAGCGAAACAGACAGCCAGACGGAGAGGCUUUCUGUACCAAUAGGAAAUACAUUAGGCUUUCCUAAAAGGACGUGGGAAUUAAACACCAAGGAUGAGAAGCAAUGACUGAAUGCAUGACGACAGGGCCUCAGAGGGUGUGCCUGCCCACUGGAAGUUCUGAUCUGAUGAGGACAGCAGGAGCCUGUGUCAUGACUUUAUGAAGCCAGAGAAUCGUCCCCUCAGCCCAAAACAGCCCUGGCCUCCUAGUUGCUGUCUCUCCUCUUGCGUAUGAAACUAUGGACUAAAGUAACUGCCUGACAUGAGUGUGCCAAUAUCAAGGCUGUCGCAGAACUUCACAGUGCAGACGUGGAAAAUGACAGCUUGAGGCCACCCUGGCGGCCACGGAGCCCUUCGCUGCAGUCUGGGCAGCGCACCCGCGUGAUCACAUGACUCUGGACAUGGACGCGGUCCUGUCGGACUUUGUCCGGUCCACAGGAGCCGAACCUGGUCUGGCACGAGACCUGCUGGAAGGUAAGAACUGGGACCUGAGCGCGGCUCUCAGCGAUUUCGAGCAGCUGCGGCAGGUGCACACCGUCAACCUUCCGCGGGUCUUUAACGAGGGCCGCUACUACAAGCAGCCGGAGCGGGACACGCCCCAACACCUCAGCAAGGUCGGCCGGUCCUGCCAGACCAAGCAGGAGGACAAUGCUCAAGAGAAGCGUCUGUCUCGAGGCAUCUCCCACGCCAGCUCGGCCAUCGUGUCCCUGGCCCGUUCUCACGUGGCCAGCGAGUGCAACAGCGAGCAGCUGCCCCUGGAGAUGCCCAUCUACACCUUCCAGCUGCCCGACCUCAGCGUGUACAGCGAGGACUUCCGCUGCUUCAUCGAGAAGGACCUCAUCGAGCAGGCCACCAUGGCCGCUCUGGAGCAGGCCGGACGUCUGAACUGGUGGUCCACCAUGUGUUCCAGCUGUAAACGGCUACUCCCAUUGGCCACGACAGGGGACGGGAACUGCCUAUUGCACGCAGCCUCUUUAGGGAUGUGGGGUUUCCACGACAGAGAUCUGGUGCUGAGGAAGUCUCUGUAUGCGAUGAUGAAGAGUGGGGCGGAGAGAGAGGCUCUGAAGAGGAGGUGGAGAUGGCAGCAGACCCAGCAGAACAAGGAGUCGGGACUGGUGUACACAGAAGAGGAAUGGGAGAAAGAGUGGAAUGAGCUGCUGAAACUCGCCUCCAGUGAGCCACGCACGCACUUCAGCAAGACCGGAAACACCGGUGGGGGGGUGGAUAAUUCGGAGGAUCCCGUGUACGAGAGCCUGGAGGAGUUCCACGUGUUCGUGCUGGCCCACGUCCUGCGCAGACCCAUCGUGGUGGUCGCCGACACCGUGCUCCGAGACUCCGGCGGAGAAGCCUUUGCUCCUAUCCCAUUUGGAGGCCUAUAUCUGCCGCUGGAGGUUCCCCCAAACCGCUGCCACUGUUCCCCCUUGGUGCUGGCCUACGACCAGGCCCACUUCUCCGCUCUGGUGUCCAUGGAGCAGAAGGACCAAAACCGAGAACAAGCCGUUAUCCCGCUGACCGACUCAGAGCACAGGUUGCUUUCCCUCCAUUUUGCCGUGGACCCAGGCAGGGACUGGGACUGGGGGCAGGAUGACAACGACAACGGCAAGCUCGCCAAUCUGAUCCUGUCCUUGGAAGCAAAAUUAAACCUUUUGCACAGCUACAUGAAUGUAACAUGGAUAAGAAUCCCAUCAGAAACAAGGGCCCCCCUGGCUCAGCCGGAGUCCCCCACUGCCUCAGCAGGAGAGGACGUGCAGUCCCUGGCCGACUCCAUGGACUCGGACCGCGAUUCCGUCUGCAGCAACUCCAAUGUCAACGGGGGCAAGUCGGGCAAGGACAAGGACAAGCAGCGCAAGGACAAGAACCGCGCCGACUCGGUGGCCAACAAGCUGGGGACGCUCAGCAAGUCCCUGGGCAUCAAGCUGAAGAAGAACAUGGGGGGCCUGGGAGGGUUAGUCCACGGGAAGAUCAAUAAGACCAACGCCAGCAAUGCCCGCGGUGUGGAGAACGGGGAAGCCAAGGCCAAGAAGAAGGACUCCAAAACCCGCAAGGGGAGCAAGGAGGACUCGGGCCAGUCCGCCAGCACCACUUCUUCCGAGAAGGCCACCAGCCCCUCCCCUGUCGAUAGGACCUCAGGUGCCUCUCCCGUCGAGAAGCCGGGGGCUCCAGGCAAGCCCGCCAGUGACCGGGCCUCGGAGCAGUGGAAGUACAGUACGGACGUCAAGCUGAGUGUCAAUAUCUUGCGGGCGGCCAUGCAGGGCGAGAGGAAGUUCAUCUUCGCCGGCCUGCUGCUGACCAGCCACCGGCACCAGUUCCACGAGGAGAUGAUCAGCUUCUACCUGAGCAGCGCCCAGGAGCGCUUCAGCACCGAGCAGGAACAGAAGAGGAAAGAGGCCGAGAAGAAACCCCCAUCCAACGGGGUGACCUUGAAGAAGCCCGAACAGGAGAGCGCCUUCCAGAAGGAGCGGUCCGACAGGUCGGACAGCUCGCCAAACGAGAGCUGCUCCCCAGUCCUGCACCAGAGCCGCAGCUCCCAGCUGGUCCCGAAGGUCCUGGGGAGGCAGAGCCCUACGCCCGCCCCCUUCUCCUCCCCGGGCAUCAAGAGGGUGGGGCCUGUACCCGUGUCCGCCCACUACAGCCAUACCCCGCCUGUGCAGAGGCAUAGCGUCAUCCACCUGCGGGAUGUCAACCUGCAGCCCUCCAGCUUGCGGGAAGAGCCGUACCGGCCUGUGGUCGGCACCCUAAAGACCUGUGCCACCUACCCGCAGCAGAACCGCACCCUGUCCUCCCACAGCUACAGCCCCGCCCGGGGGGUCCGCAGCGUCGCAGCGGACACGCCGCAGUCCCUCGUUUACGGCACGCCUGCCGGGCACAAGUCGCACACCUACACCAACGGAUUCGGCACUGCCGAUAUCCGCGACUGCCUGGAGUUCGCUGAUGAGGACUCCCCGCGAACGCGGCCCAAAAACGACAGAACCAAAGGCCGCAGCGCCGGGUGCGCUCUCUACUGCCCCCAGCAGGAGCAGUGCAAGAGGGACAACUGCUCCUUCUACGGACGGCCGGAAACUGAAAACUUUUGCUCCUACUGCUACAAGGAGGAGCUGAAACGCAGGGAGAGGGAGAGGGAGAGGGAGGGAAAGGUACACAGACCUGGAUAGCCCAGGGCCAAUGCGGACGCAGCUGCCGCAUGUAACCGGUCAACCCCAGAAACACUCCUAGAUGAGACACGGAGAGGAUGCUGGAACCAGAAAUAUCCCUCUGUGCUCUAAGAAUCACGCAUAGCCACAGCUGAGGUUGCAAAAGGACCGACUCCCUACUUCCCCUCAAUGAACUGCAUUUCCUCAUGCAAUUGUGACAAUACCUUUCUAUUAAUAAGAGCGGACAGUGGUACUUGACAUUAGUGCAACUGAAAUUAGUUUACAGCUUUGGCCAGAGACCUUGUUUUUAUCACACAGUUUUAUUAAUUGAAUUGAGACACCAUUUUUAAUGCCAUGGCACAUACUGAUCCCCUAUUUUAACAGAGACAGAAGUGAAGCUUAAUUUAGCAAAACUAAGGGAAAAAAUUACCUACACAGUACUGUUUUUAAGU
Molecule: messenger RNA, 3628 nt
Organism: Conger conger (European conger)
Lineage: Eukaryota; Metazoa; Chordata; Actinopteri; Anguilliformes; Congridae
Product: OTU domain-containing protein 7A-like
Exons: 14
Coding region: 435-3197 (920 amino acids)
Biological process (GO): protein K48-linked deubiquitination; protein deubiquitination involved in ubiquitin-dependent protein catabolic process; protein K11-linked deubiquitination
Cellular component (GO): nucleus; cytoplasm
Molecular function (GO): K63-linked polyubiquitin modification-dependent protein binding; zinc ion binding; DNA binding
Source: RefSeq, a predicted model, not a curated record